CCCGAAUAGACCAUCACGACAUAUUUGUAUUUCAAGACCAAGAAAGACUUCAAGUAGUACCUAGCCAGGUCUGCAACCUCACCCACCAUGCAACUCGUCAACUACGCAGCCUGGCUCCCCGCCCCGCAAACCUCACUCGACGUUGCCACCGCGCCAUUUCCUGGCCACGAAGUCGGCGACGACGAUAUCGUGAUCAAAAACGCCGCCGUGGCCAUCAACCCCGUGGACUGGAAAAUUCAAAAUUCACCCAACAACCCAUUUGGACUAUCCUUCCCCAACAUCCUCGGCCAGGACGUCGCGGGCACCGUGCUCGAAGCGGGCAAAAACGUCAAGCACGUCAAAGUAGGCGAUCUGGUUAUUGCCAACGCCCCUGGUCUGGGUCAGAAUGAUGCUCGGUACGGUGGGUUUCAACUCUAUCCCAUGCUCAAACAGUGGACGGUAGCCAAGGUUCCGCCACAGGUGGCGUUCACUGAAGCGGUGGUUCUGCCCUUGAGUGUGAGUACGGCUGCGGCGGGGCUGUAUUUGAAAAGUACGCUGGGGUUGAGGUAUCCUAGUCUGGACAGCAGGAGGCCUGGGCCACGGGAAGAACAGGGACAGGGACAGAAACAGAAAGAGAAAGAGACACAGACUUUGUUGCUUUGGGGAGGAAGUUCCUCGGUUGGUAGUUCGGUGGUUCAAUUGGCCGUUGCAUCUGGAUAUCAAGUUGUGACGACAGCGAGUCCAGCCAACUAUCUCUACGUCAAAGACCUAGGCGCGAAAUUUGUCUUGGAUUACCAUAAUCCAGACAUUGUCGAACUAUUGAUCCAGAUCCUCAAAGAUACAGAGGUGGUCGGCGUCUACGAUGCAAUUGGUUCUAAUUCCUCCGUUUCACAAUCGGCUCAAGUGUUGCAUGCUCUAGGAGGAGGGAAGAUUGCAAGUACGGUUUCAGUCCCAGAUCCAGAUGAAUUACCUGAUGAUGUUGAGGUGACGAGGAUUAGUAGUGGGAAUAUUGUCAGUCAGGAAGAUGGAAUUGUGGCCAAGAAGAUCUGGCAAGAGUUUGUAAGUGAAGCUUUGGAGAAGAAGGUCUUGAGACCAAGGCCGGAUCCUUUGGUGGUGGGAAAGGGUUUGUAUUAUGUGGAAAAAGGGCUGGAUACGCAAAAGGAGGGGGUUAGUGCUAGGAAAGUGGUGGUGCAGCUUUGA
Exophiala mesophila is the source of this 1179-nucleotide messenger RNA. RefSeq lists its product as uncharacterized. Lineage: Eukaryota; Fungi; Ascomycota; Eurotiomycetes; Chaetothyriales; Herpotrichiellaceae. Gene Ontology annotation, molecular function: oxidoreductase activity, acting on NAD(P)H. The coding region runs from base 88 to 1179 and encodes 363 amino acids. The transcript has a single exon. The record is from RefSeq and is a predicted model, not a curated record.